Molecule: messenger RNA, 5514 nt
Organism: Myotis daubentonii (Daubenton's bat)
Lineage: Eukaryota; Metazoa; Chordata; Mammalia; Chiroptera; Vespertilionidae
Gene: TRPM1
Product: transient receptor potential cation channel subfamily M member 1
Exons: 27
Coding region: 426-5402 (1658 amino acids)
Biological process (GO): metal ion transport; monoatomic cation transmembrane transport; protein tetramerization
Cellular component (GO): plasma membrane
Molecular function (GO): calcium channel activity
Source: RefSeq, a predicted model, not a curated record
AUCAAUAAAAAUAUAUUUAGCUCAUCUCAUUGCCACCAAGUCGACAGGGGGAUGUGCACUCUUGCUGGCCGGGAGGAGGGAGCCGUGAGCCGACGCCAGCUGUCGGGGGCUGUCUGCCCUGGAGAUGUGCCUCUCUGGAUCCCCAAAUCCCCCCAUUUGACCACCCUCUCUCUGCAGCCACCACUUUGCUUUCCAUUUGCUAAAUCAGCGCCCGCUAAACCUCUGGGGGAGGAGGGAUUACGGCUGAUGACAGAUGUUAUAGACGGACGCGAUUUGGGCAGACCAGGCCAGUGUGACGCCUCCCGGCCGACCGGCUGCAGCCAGCCUGCUCCCAGGCCCCUGGCCUCCUUGUCCGGAAACCCCCUAGGGGGCUGCCCUCGUUGGGGGGGUCUGGCCCUACCCACCGAGGGGUGCAGGGGACAGUCAUGGGCUCCCCGAGGAAGAUGAGCAGCUCUUUCAAGUGGGGCUCGCUCAAGAGCUCCACGUCGGGGUCGCAGAAGGGACAGAAGGCGUGGAUUGAGAAGACCUUCUGCAGGCGGGAAUGCGUCUUCGUCAUCCCCAGCACCAAGGACCCCAGCAGGUGUUGCUGUGGCCAGCUCAUCGCCCUGCAUAUCCCCCCUCUGCCCAGCGUAACAUCCAGCAAAAAUGGGGAGGAGAGCACAGAGCUGGAGGCUCCGCCAGAGAAAUGGUCUGUGGGCAGACACACCCAGGCCUACCCGACCGAUGCCUACGGGACGCUGGAGUUCCAGGGCGGCGGAUACUGCAACAAAGCCAUGUACAUCCGCGUGUCCUACGACACCAAGCCGGACGCGCUGCUGCACCUGAUGGUGAAGGACUGGCAGCUGGAACUCCCCAAGCUCCUCAUCUCCGUGCACGGCGGCCUCCAGAGCUUCCCGAUGCAGCCCAAGCUGAAGCAGGUGUUCGGCAAGGGCCUGGUCAAGGCCGCUGUGACCACGGGCGCCUGGAUCUUCACGGGGGGCGUCAGCACGGGGGUCAUCAGCCACGUCGGGGACGCCCUGAAGGACCACUCCUCCAAGUCCCGGGGCCGGGUCUGCGCCAUCGGCAUCGCCCCCUGGGGCCUCGUGGAGAACACGGACGACCUGAUCGGGAAGGACGUGACCAGACUCUACCAGACCAUGUCCAACCCUCUCAGCAAGCUGUCCGUGCUCAACAGCGCCCACACGCACUUCAUCCUGGCCGACAACGGCACGCUGGGCCGCUACGGCGCCGAGGUGACGCUCCGGCGGCAGCUGGAGAAGCACAUCUCCCUGCAGAAGAUCAACACACGGCUGGGCCAGGGGGUGCCGGUCGUGGGCCUGGUGGUGGAAGGCGGCCCCAACGUCUUCUCCGUCGUCCUGGAGUACCUCCGCGAGGAGCCGCCGGUCCCCGUGGUGGUCUGCGACGGCAGCGGGCGGGCCUCGGACAUUCUGUCGUUCGCGCACAAAUACUGUGAGGAAGGAGGGGUCAUCAGCGAACCGCUCAGGGACCAGCUGCUCGUCACCAUCCAGAAGACCUUUAACUACGGCAGGACCCAGGCGCUGCAGCUGCUGGCGGCGGUCGCGGAGUGCAUGAAGAGGAAGGCGCUUGUCACGGUGUUUCGGAUGGGAGCCGAGGGCCAGCAGGACAUGGAGAUGGCGAUUUUGACUGCCCUGCUGAAAGGAACCAACGCGUCCGCCCCGGACCAGCUGAGCCUGGCGCUGGCUUGGAACCGCGUGGACAUAGCGCGGAGCCAGAUCUUCGUCUUUGGGGCCCACUGGCCGCCCCUGGGGAGCCUGGCCCCCCCGGCGGACAGCAAGGCCACCGAGAGGGAGAAGAAGCCGCCCACAGCCACCACCAAGGGCCCAGGGAAAGGGAAAGGCAAGCGGAAGGGGAAGGGGAAGGAGGAGGGGGAGGAGGAGACCGACCCCCGGAAGAUCGAGCUGCUGAACUGGGUGAACGCGCUGGAGCAGGCCAUGCUGGACGCCCUGGUCCUGGACCGCGUGGACUUUGUGAAGCUGCUGAUCGAGAACGGGGUCAACAUGCAGCACUUCCUCACCAUCCCGCGCCUGGAGGAGCUCUACAACACGAAACUUGGGCCGCCCAACACGCUCCACCUGCUGGUCAGGGACGUCAAGAAGGGCAACCUGCCGCCCGAUUACCACAUCAGCCUCAUCGACAUCGGGCUGGUGCUGGAGUACCUCAUGGGGGGCGCCUACCGCUGCCACUACACCCGCAAGAGCUUCCGGACCCUGUACAACAACCUGUUCGGACCCAAGCGGCCGAAAGCUCUUAAGCUCCUGGGAAUGGAAGACGACGAGCCUCUGGCCAAAGGGAAGAAGAAGAAGAAGAAGAAGAAGGAGGAGGAGGCGGACGUGGACGUGGACGACCCGGCUGUGAGCCGCUUCCGGCACCCGUUCCACGAGCUGAUGGUGUGGGCCGUGCUGAUGAAGCGCCAGCGCAUGGCCGUGUUCCUGUGGCAGCGCGGCGAGGAGAGCAUGGCCCGCGCGCUGGUGGCCUGCAAGCUCUACAAGGCCAUGGCCCACGAGUCCUCGGAGAGCGAGCUGGUGGACGACAUCUCCCAGGACCUGGACAGCAACUCCAAAGACUUCGGGCAGCUGGCUGUGGAGCUGCUGGACCAGUCCUACCGGCACGACGAGCAGGUGGCCAUGAAGCUGCUCACCUACGAGCUGAAGAACUGGAGCAACUCGACCUGCCUCAAGCUGGCCGUGGCGGCCAAGCACCGCGACUUCAUCGCGCACACCUGCAGCCAGAUGCUGCUCACCGACAUGUGGAUGGGCCGGCUGCGCAUGCGCAAGAACCCCGGCCUGAAGGUUAUAAUGGGGAUCCUCCUGCCCCCCACCAUCUUGCUUCUGGAAUUCCGCGCCUACGACGACUUCUCUUACCAAACGUCCAAGGAGAAUGAAGACGGCAAAGAAAAGGAGGAGGAGAGUGUGGACCCGAACGCGGACGCCGGCUCCAGAAAGGGGGAUGAGGAGAGCGAGCACAGGAAGCAGAGGAGGAUCCCCAUCGGGACCAAGAUCUGCGAGUUCUACAACGCGCCCAUCGUCAAGUUCUGGUUUUACACGAUCUCGUACCUGGGCUACCUGCUGCUGUUCAACUACAUCAUCCUGGUGCGCAUGGAGCGCUGGCCCUGCCUGCAGGAGUGGGUCGUCAUCGCCUACAUCGUGACCCUGGCCCUGGAGAAGGUCCGCGAGAUCCUCAUGUCGGAACCCGGCAAACUCAGCCAGAAGGUGAAGGUGUGGCUCCAGGAGUACUGGAACAUCACGGACCUCGUGGCCAUCGCCGUGUUCCUGGUCGGGGCCGUCCUGCGCCUGCAGAAGCAGCCGUACAUGGGCUACGGCCGGGUCAUCUACUGCGUGGACAUCAUCUUCUGGUACAUCCGCGUCCUCGACAUCUUCGGGGUCAACAAGUACCUGGGGCCCUACGUGAUGAUGAUCGGGAAGAUGAUGAUUGACAUGCUGUACUUCGUGGUCAUCAUGCUGGUGGUGCUGAUGAGCUUCGGCGUGGCCCGCCAGGCCAUCCUGCACCCGGACGAGGAGCCCUCCUGGAGGCUGGCCCGGAACAUCUUCUACAUGCCCUACUGGAUGAUCUACGGGGAGGUGUUUGCGGACCAGACAGACCGUAAGACUAGAAUUCAUAUCUACGCCAUGGAAAUUAAUCCUCCUUGCGGCGACAACCAGUACGACGAGGAGGGCAGGCGGCUCCCGCCCUGCAUCCCAGGCGCCUGGCUGACCCCGGCCAUCAUGGCCUGCUACCUGCUGGUGGCCAACAUCCUGCUGGUCAACCUGCUCAUCGCCGUGUUCAACAACACCUUCUUUGAAGUGAAGUCCAUAUCCAACCAGGUGUGGAAGUUCCAGCGGUACCAGCUCAUCAUGACGUUCCACGACCGGCCGGUCCUGCCCCCGCCCAUGAUCGUUCUGAGCCACGUCUACAUCAUCGCCACGCGGCUCAGCGGCCGCUGCAGGAAGAAGCGAGAAGGGGACCAGGACGAGCAGGACCGCGGACUGAAGCUGUUCCUCAGCGAGGAGGAGCUGAAGCGGCUCCACGAGUUCGAGGCGCAGUGCGUGCAGGAGCACUUCCAGGAGAAGGAGGACGAGCAGCAGGCGUCCAGCGACGAGCGCAUCCGCGUCACCUGCGACAGGGUGGAGAACAUGUCCAUGCGGCUGGAGGAGAUGAACGAGCGGGAGAGCUUCAUGAAGACGGCGCUGCAGACGCUGGACCUGCGGCUCUCGCAGCUGGAAGAGCUGUCGGGCCGGGCGGCCAGCGCCCUGGAGGCCCUGGCGGGGCUGGACCGGCCGGAGCUCACGCCCACGCGCUCCCGCGCCCCCUCCGAGUGCGAGGCCACCUUUCUGCUGCGGCAGAGCAGCGUCCACAGCGCCGACAGCGGCGGCGGGUUCCGCUUCCUCUUCCCCGCGGAGGAGCUGGGCGAGGCCUCCCUCCCCGGGCCCCCCGGCUCGGGGUUCGGCCAGAAGAAGGCCUGCUCCUUCCGUGGGAAGGGAGAAAGGGACCCCCAGAGGCACCUGGCCCCGGGCAGGCAGGGCAGCCUCCGCUUCCUCCCGGGCCGGAGCGCCCCAGCCACCCCCGGGGGCAGUCGGCUCGCGUUAGACAACAUCCAGGACCCAUCGGAGUCGAAAUCGGGCCCAGACAUCGGGGUUCCCGCGGGCGGGGACGAAAGGCGGGCGGACUCGGAAAGGGAGAGGGAAGAAACCAAGUCCCCCGGUGUCACCCCCACGGCGGCCCCGCCUGCAGGGAAGAAAUCAGAUCCGCAAGUCGCGCAGCUCACGACGGCGGGAGCAGCACGGGUGGAAGGGGCUGUGUCCGGCCCCCCGGGGGACACGCAAAGGCCACGCUACGACCCCGGCCAGGCCUUCCAUGCCCGUCGAACCCUGGAGUCCACGAGCUUUGUGUAUUCCCACGGGAGGAAGCUGGUCGGCGGCGGGGUUCCCCCGUGGGGCGCGGAGGCCGGGUCCCUCCUGGGUCAGGCGUGGACCGCGGAGUGGAAAUACCAAGUUCAGAAGAUCACGCGGUCCCGCAGCACCGACAUCCCCGCCUACGUGGUGUCCGAGGCCGCCAGGCGGGCGGAGCAGAAAGACCCAUCGACAGACACGGAGGAGGAGGCUCGCGGCGCCUCCAGGGGGCUCCCCUGGACCCCUCGCCUGUCCCUGGCCGUGACCGAGGCAGCGGAAAAGGGGAACCUGCUGGCGGUGAGAGCCGACCAGGCGUCGGGGUUCCCGUCGUUAAGGUCCAAGAGUCUACACGGCCGCCCCAGGAGGGCUGCGGGCGCGCAGGGCGGGCUAGACACACCCGGGCAUGCCAGCAGCGUGGGGAGCCUGGUCGCCGCCCCGCCUGGGAUGAAAACGGAGGCCCAGCCAGAGAAAACUUCCGCCAAGACGGAGUGCUGAUGCGCUGGGCUUCUCCGGGUUUUUGACAUCAAAGCGCAGAGGACCACCACCCCCUUGGCAGUCGAGACGUCAUCAGGUUAUGAAAACGUGUGCAUGAAAGAUACUCAUCCCU